UGCUUUUCGAAGUUGGCUCAGUGUUAAUUCAACAGCGGAGUUGGCCAGCGGUGUGUGCGUGUGCGUAUUCAAGCAGUUACAAAGUGAGAGGCCAGGAAUUAUAUUCAACCACGACGUAUUGUGCAAGCAAAACUAGUAUACGACUGGGCCAGUGAAUAAAAAUCUAUUUGACAAAUAUUUGUAUUUGUAUCAUUCAAUAUGUGUGGAAUUUUUGCCUACCUAAACUAUUUGACUCCCAAGUCACGCCUGGAAGUGCUGGAUCUUCUGGUCACUGGUUUGAAGCGCUUGGAGUAUCGUGGCUAUGAUUCCACAGGUGUUGCAAUUGACGCUCCGGAUAAUAAAAAUAUCGUGAUGGUGAAACGAACGGGAAAAGUAAAGGUGCUGGAGGACGCCAUACAAGAAAAUUUUAGUGGUAGCGAGUAUAGCGAACCAGUGUUGACCCACGUCGGCAUUGCGCACACACGUUGGGCCACCCACGGCGUGCCCUGCGAGCUUAAUUCGCACCCGCAUCGUUCUGAUGAGGGAAACAGUUUCGUAGUCGUGCACAACGGCAUAAUUACCAAUUACAAUGACGUUAAGACGUUCCUGCAGAAGCGUGGCUAUGAGUUCGAAUCGGAUACGGACACUGAAGUAUUUGCCAAGCUUGUACAUCACUUAUGGAAAAAACAUCCUGGCUACUCGUUUCGGGAGCUGGUCGAGCAGGCUAUACUACAAGUGGAGGGCGCCUUUGCCAUAGCAGUUAAGUCGAAGCAUUUUCCUGGUGAGUGCGUGGCGUCCCGUAGAAGCUCCCCCCUACUAGUCGGUAUCAAGACCAAGACGCGUUUGGCCACCGAUCAUAUUCCCAUUUUGUACGGAAAAGAUGACAAUCAGAAGAAGAACCCCGAUAAAGAUGCUGAAUCAGGCAAACCUACAGAAAUUCGUCCCCACGGUCAAACUCGUGAAUUGCCAGUUCUACCGCGCUCGGAUAGCACUUCGGAGUUCAUGCCGCUGGAGAAUAAGGAAGUAGAGUAUUUUUUCGCUUCGGACGCAUCCGCUGUCAUUGAGCAUACUAACCGUGUUAUCUACUUAGAGGACGAUGACGUUGCAGCCGUGCGCGAUGGUACUCUGAGCAUCCAUCGCCUCAAGAAGAGCCUGGAUGAUCCGCAUGCGCGUGAGAUAACUACUUUAAAGAUGGAGAUACAGCAGAUCAUGAAGGGCAACUAUGAUUACUUCAUGCAAAAGGAAAUUUUCGAGCAGCCCGAGUCUGUGGUCAACACAAUGAGGGGUCGAGUACGCUUUGAUGGGAACUCAAUUGUGCUGGGAGGAAUUAAGGAUUACAUACCGGAGAUCAAACGCUGCCGUCGCCUAAUGCUUAUUGGUUGCGGAACCUCCUACCACAGCGCCGUAGCUACGCGCCAGCUGCUGGAGGAGCUCACAGAGCUGCCUGUCAUGGUAGAGCUUGCAUCGGACUUCUUGGAUCGCAACACUCCCAUUUUCCGCGAUGAUGUGUGCUUUUUCAUCUCACAAUCAGGUGAAACCGCAGAUACUCUGAUGGCUCUUCGGUACUGCAAACAGCGCGGUGCACUGAUCGUCGGAAUUACAAAUACCGUGGGCAGUAGUAUCUGCCGUGAGUCGCACUGCGGCGUACAUAUCAAUGCUGGACCUGAGAUCGGCGUCGCCUCGACGAAGGCAUACACAUCCCAAUUUAUAUCAUUGGUUAUGUUCGCAUUGGUUAUGUCCGAGGAUAGAUUGUCUCUGCAGCAGAGGCGUCUUGAGAUUCUGCAGGCACUAUCGAAACUUGCCGACCAGAUAAGGGAGGUUCUCAAGUUAGACAAAGUGGUACAGGAACUUGCCAAGGAUCUUUAUCAGCACAAAUCCCUAUUAAUCAUGGGCCGGGGCUAUAACUUUGCCACCUGCCUCGAGGGCGCUCUAAAAGUGAAGGAACUGACUUAUAUGCACAGUGAAGGUAUUAUGGCCGGAGAACUGAAGCACGGUCCUCUGGCACUCGUCGAUGACUCCAUGCCUGUGUUAAUGAUUGUACUCCGAGAUCCCGUAUACACAAAAUGUAUGAAUGCUCUGCAACAGGUUACAUCACGCAAAGGCUGCCCAAUAAUUAUCUGCGAAGAGGGUGACGAAGAGACCAAAGCCUUCUCCUCUCGCCACUUGGAGAUCCCGCGCACUGUUGACUGUCUCCAAGGAAUCCUAACCGUUAUUCCCAUGCAAUUGCUCUCUUACCAUAUUGCUGUGCUGCGCGGAUGUGACGUGGACUGUCCGCGUAACUUAGCCAAGUCCGUUACGGUUGAGUGAAUCCAAGAUGAGACUGUCAAGCAUCCACUGAUUUUCAUAUCCAAGAUAUUGAAGAUAAUCUCUAUACAUGUCUGUCAUACACAAAUACAUAUCCGUGCUCUGCACAUUAUUUUAUACAUACAUAACAAGUAUGCAUGUGCGUACUAGUGUUUUACACAUAUAUACAUACAGAUGCAAAUACACGUACAUACUAUAUGUACAUAUCAAUGUA
Scaptodrosophila lebanonensis is the source of this 2497-nucleotide messenger RNA. Its product is annotated as glutamine--fructose-6-phosphate aminotransferase [isomerizing] 2-like. Gene Ontology annotation, molecular function: carbohydrate derivative binding; L-glutamine:D-fructose-6-phosphate transaminase (isomerizing) activity. The transcript has 10 exons. Bases 199 to 2286 code for a protein of 695 amino acids. The record is from RefSeq and is a predicted model, not a curated record. Lineage: Eukaryota; Metazoa; Arthropoda; Insecta; Diptera; Drosophilidae. Gene Ontology annotation, biological process: fructose 6-phosphate metabolic process; carbohydrate derivative biosynthetic process; UDP-N-acetylglucosamine metabolic process.